UCAGCAAUAAAUCAUUAUUAUUCAGACUCUGUUCUCUUCUCAUGGCAUCCCUAUUUGCCGUCUCUGCUUCCUCUCAACUCAAUGAUCCUGGUCAGUGAAAGUAAUAACACUUUCUUUCAUUGCCAGAUUUUUUCCCCUCCUCUCCAGUUUUGUGUGGUUCCGUUGAAUAGGGUUUCCUGUUUGUGGCUUGUUUUAGAUUGGUACUUCUGGUUUCCCCUGUACGCAUGUGGUUGCAUCGUGAAUUUGGUCAACGGACUGUCCAAAUUCCCCAAGAUGAGAUUGAGAAUAGUGGCUAAAUUCUCACUUUCGCUUGGGAUUUUCUUAUUCAUCAAACCGUCCAUCGAAGAUCUGGGAAAUGGAACGGGUGCUGGACUCUGGUCUUUGGACAUGCGGGAAAGAGUUGUCCGGGAAAAGCUUGGCAGCGGGCUAGUCGUCGCCUCCAUGUUUCUGAACUUGCAACUACCGUCUUCGAGACAUCUACCAAAAGGCCAAGAAACAAAAGUUGCAAAACUUACUGAACACGGAAUGCUCAUACUGGUUGGGAUUGGUUAUGGUCUGUCCCUUCUGUGCCAUCAGAAGGAGAUGAAGUUCUAAUCGAUGGAACCAUCAGCUCAGAUCCCCCCGUAAUUAACCAAUCCAAUAUUUUGUAGGGUAUUUUUACACACUGUAAAUAACAUGAUAACUUUUUUAUGCUUUGCAACACCACCAAGUGAUGGUAUGAACUGAAGAAUCACUCACUGUUUUCUUCACUCGCUGCAAGCAACGUUCCUUCAAAUGUAGACUUUCUCGACUUUCGCA
This is a messenger RNA of Coffea eugenioides, 798 nucleotides long. RefSeq lists its product as uncharacterized. The record is from RefSeq and is a predicted model, not a curated record. The transcript is spliced from 2 exons. Lineage: Eukaryota; Viridiplantae; Streptophyta; Magnoliopsida; Gentianales; Rubiaceae. The coding region runs from base 82 to 594 and encodes 170 amino acids.